AGCUCUGCCACAGACCACAAACAGAGCCCCGAUCAUCAUUCCCAAACCAAGAUGAAGACUUGCUCUGCCUUCUCACUGCUACUGAUGCUCUGCUAUCUUUGCAGAGCUCAGAAACACAGUGGUGACGAUGACGUCUUGCUUCAAGCGCCUAAUGUUGAGAGUGGGGAAGAGGAACAAGAGUCGGUGCUUCAGGCUGACAUCUGGGCUGAGCUGAGGAGUCUGAGAGACAUGGUGCUGGUGCAGCAAGUAGAGCUGAGGCACCUGACAGGCAGAGUAACCGCUGCUGAGAGCCUGGUGGAGGCCUUGCAGAGGGACAAUACAGCAAUGGAGGCCAGGAUGACGGCUGCUGAGAGGUCAGCAGAGGAGCUGCAGAUGGAGAAUGAUGCUCAAGCUAUAGAACUUGCAGUCACUCAGCAGAAGCUCACAGUCAGUGAAGGCCGGGUGGAGGAGCUGGAGACACAGCAGGAAGCUCAAGCUACAGAGCUUGCAGUCAUUCAGCAGAAGCUCACAGUCAGUGAAGGCCGGGUAGAAGAGCUGGAGACACAGCAGGAAGGUAAGGACUAG
Messenger RNA from Centropristis striata (black sea bass), 564 nucleotides. RefSeq names its product ciliary rootlet coiled-coil protein 2-like. Bases 52 to 564 code for a protein of 170 amino acids. NCBI's taxonomy places the organism in Eukaryota, Metazoa, Chordata, Actinopteri, Perciformes, Serranidae. The record is from RefSeq and is a predicted model, not a curated record. The transcript has 4 exons.